Protopolystoma xenopodis is the source of this 879-nucleotide messenger RNA. NCBI's taxonomy places the organism in Eukaryota, Metazoa, Platyhelminthes, Monogenea, Polystomatidea, Polystomatidae. The record is from the annotation of a GenBank genome assembly.
AUGCAAGGCCAACUAUCGGAGUUGGUCGCCACCCGACGACAGGUGCCGCCGCUCGGCUUGGUGACACAAAGUGGCGGGGGUCAAACACUUGAGUCUCUCGGUGGUGAGGCUCUUGAUCGGUUGGAAAUGUGCGAUCCGGGCCGCGGGUCGGCGGGUCGUCAGCAAUUUAUUAGCCCCAUUCUUGCCCCAUGUCUCGGCAUACAAGUUGCCUAUUUCACGCAAGUACCUACCAACACACUUGUGCUCCGGCAGCGCUGCGAUGAAGUGGUCGUCUGCUCUACAACCCGACGAAACAGCAACUUGCUCAGCCCAUUGCAUCUAUUGUUUGUCGGGGCUAGUUGCCAUUUUGUCGCUGGUCUUCGCCUCAACUUGCCCGCUCGCCGAAAGAAGGGAGUAGUGGUCACUACGGGCCCCCCUAAUCCCUCCACCCCUGCCAACCCACAGACAUGUGCACAGGCUGGAGACGACAUGUACUGGUUGGGCAAUAUUUCAACUUGUUCACAGUCUCUAUCCACAAUACGAAGCCAGCCGGGGUCAGCGGACUGCGUCGUCUUGUUUCAUAAUUCAAGACGUCACUUCAACACAAUGCCUCGGCUCAGCCGCCUCCGCGCUCCCGCUCUCUCUCCUCCCCGGCCCGACUGGGCCUGUUUCGGCCUACUCGUCGUCUCGACGACCGCAGCUCCACGAUCUGGCCUCAGGUGCGCCACUUGGCCACUCCUUUCGCCCAUACAUUUGCCGGCCAUACCACGGGCCAUGUCGGGUCGGUGUCGAUGUGACCCGCUUUCGGACGCCGCAAAAGUGGCCUCGUCCCACAGUCGAGCCUUGUACCACACAUGUUUACCCUCUACUCGCACCAGCCUCACUAACCUCUGCCUGUAG